Plasmodium gaboni is the source of this 5682-nucleotide messenger RNA. RefSeq lists its product as hypothetical. The record is from RefSeq and is a predicted model, not a curated record. NCBI's taxonomy places the organism in Eukaryota, Apicomplexa, Aconoidasida, Haemosporida, Plasmodiidae. Gene Ontology annotation, biological process: base-excision repair. Gene Ontology annotation, molecular function: DNA-(apurinic or apyrimidinic site) endonuclease activity; 8-oxo-7,8-dihydroguanine DNA N-glycosylase activity. The transcript is spliced from 4 exons. Bases 1 to 5682 code for a protein of 1893 amino acids.
AUGAAAAACGUUAAACAAAAUAUUUCAAAUUUUAGAGAAUUAGCAAAACAGUUGGAGGCAUGUAUUCAUUUCGAUUCAACUGAUAUUGAGGUUAUGAGAGAUAUUUAUUUAAAAUGUAAAAAAGAUUUAAUUUCAUUAGAAAAAAUAACAUUGGAAGCUUUAGAAAAGGGGAAAGCAAAUUUAUUCGAAGAACUAGUACAGGUUUCAACCGAAGUAAAUAGAUCAAUAAAACUUUUUGAAAAAUUUGAGAGAGAACACAAAAAAGAUGGUACCGUAAGAAUUUCUGAGGGUACUAAUCAAACGACCUUUAGUUAUGAUAUGAAGGAACAAAACAAGAAAAAGAAAAAACAUAAUGAUAGAAAACAUGAAAAAAGAAAUAAUAGAGAAAGUAUCAGAAGACAUAAAAGUCAACAUUAUGAAGAAGAUCAAGAUGAAGAUGAGUAUUAUGUUGAUGAUGAUGAAGAAGAAAAUGAUAAAAGAAGAGAAAAACGAAAUAAAAGAAAAGAUUCUGAGAAAAAGAAAGAAAGAAAAAAAGAAAAAAAAAAAUCACAUGUAAAUGAAGAAAAAUAUAAAGAUAGAAAUACGAAUAGACGUGAUACUUAUAUGUAUAGAAGUGACUCGAAACAUUCAUAUAAUAAAGAUUUUGAUGAUGUACAUGAUACUAAUCUUUUUAGUAGUGAAUUUGAUGAAGAAUUAAAUGAAUAUCGUAAUGAAAAGUUUAAUAAAAAUAUGAAUAUGAAAGAAAAAAGAAAAAGUAAAAAUGAUAAAAAUAAUAAAAAUAAUUCAAGAAAAAGCUAUAAAAUGAAAAAUAAUGAACAUUUAAAUAAUUUUAAUGAAGAAGAUGAAAUAGAAAAUGAAAAUAAAGAUGAUAAAUUUGAAUUCAGUGAUGAUAAUUAUAAUGAUAAUAAAAAAAAUUAUUUUAAUGAAAAUAAAUUAUAUAAUUUAGAUGAUAGUUCUUCAAAUGAUAUUAUACAUUCAAUGAAUAAAAGAAAUAGUUUAGAAAAAGAAUUCUUAUCAAGUAAUAAACCUCUUAAUUUAUUAGUACAUAUAUCAGAAAUUAUUAAUGUUUCCAUGAAUUUAAAGAAAAAUGUUAAUAUAUUUAUUACCAUAAAAUCUGUUGAUAAUAAAAUAUAUUUAAAAAAAAAAACAAAAAAUAAAAGUAUACAAAACUGUUCUAUAAAUAUUUCAGAAUCGUUUGAUUUUUCUUGUAAUUAUAAUAAAAAAUUAUAUCUAAUAAUUGAUAUUAUUGAUAGUACUGAUGGGACCUAUUAUUAUAAUUCUGUAAUAAAUUUAAAUAAAAUCCUUUUGAGAAAAAAUAAAUAUUUCCUACCAACUAUAUAUACAUUGACACCAAAAAAUGAAAAAGCAAAAUUAGAACAAGGAUUAUUAUAUAAUGAAAAUAGUACUAAUAUAAAUCCUUAUAAGCAAGUACCAAGUAAUUUUAUAAAUCUUCAAUCAAGUGGAUUUACAAAUAUGAAAAAUAUGAAUCAAGCUUCAAAUGAUCAAAUAAAAAAUGGUGUUUAUAAUAAUAAACAAAAUUUAACACCUAGUCCUUUUUUUGGUUUUAAAAAAAAUUAUAACAAUCCAAAUUUAAAUAAUCAAAAUAUGAAUAAUUUUAAUUUUAGUAGUCGAAAUGUUAAUUGUUAUCCUAAUCUUAAUAAUUUUAAUUUUACAAGUAGAAAUAUGAAUAAUCAUAAUUUGAAUAAUUUUAAAAAUGUAUAUGUGUCACCUAAUUUGAAUAAUAUGAAUUAUGGAACUCGAAAUAUGAGAGUUACCCCUUUUAAUUCACCAGGUCUUAAUAUGGGACGACCCUACAUGUUCAGUCCUCGUCAGUAUCCCCAGAUGAAUAAUAUGAACAUGAAUGUUAGUGGUAUGGGUUAUAUGAAUAAUAUGAAUAAUAUGAAUAAUAUGAAUAAUGUGAAUAAUAUGAAUAAUAUGAAUAAUGUGAAUAAUGUGAAUAAUUUGAACAAUGUGAAUAAUUUGAAUAAUAAUCAAUUUGCCAAUUAUUUUAAUAAUGUACCAACAGUUGGAAAUAUAAAUAAAGGUGUUAUAGAAAGUAACACUUUUAAUAAUACAAAUGUCAACAAAACUUUAUUACAAAAUAAUAAUUUCAAUAACAAUAGUAAUAAUUCAGGUGCAAUAUUUUUUGAUAAAAAUGGAUAUUUAAAUAACGCUAAUACAAUGACAUACAAAAGAGAUGAAGAAAAAGUCCCAAGUAACUGUACAUAUAUUAUUAUGAAUGUGUUUUUAAAAAAUAAAGAAUUUGAUCAUGUGACAGAAUUGAAAAAACAAAAUAAAUUAAAUGUGUUCAAAGAAUUGUAUAAUGGAUGUAAUAAAGAAAAGAUUUAUUAUUUAACUAAAAAUAAAGAAAAUGAAAAGAAAAUAGAAGAACUAGAUAAAAUGGUUAUGCUUUUAGAAUUAGAUAAUGAAUCAUAUUUAGAUGCCAAUAAAAAAUUGAAAGAAAUAAUUGAAGGAAAUAAAGAAAUUAUCAAAAGAAUAGAAAAGGUUUUAACUAAAAAAAAUAAUAAAAUAGAAAAAUUAGAAAAGGAAAAUCAAAAAAUUAUAGAAACAGAAAAAGAAUUAGAAGGUAAUAAAAAAGAAAAUAAUGUAUUAUCAGAAAAAAUAACAAAAUUAAAUUCAAUAUAUAAUAAAAAUAUAAUAAAAUUAAAAGAUUCUAGUCAAAUUAAUAAUAAUUUAAAUAGUAAAGUUAAUAAUCUAAUAUUUCAAUUACAAAAUUCACAAUGUAAAAAUGAAAAAUUAAUGUUAUAUUUAUCAUUCUUAUUAAAACAUAUACAUAAAUUAAAUUGUGAACAAAAUGAUAUUUUAAAUUUUCAAAAAUUUCAACAAAGAAAUUCACAAAUUGUUAAUUCAUUAUUAGACAAGGAAAGUUUACAUCAAUUAAAUAAUCAUACAUGUACAGAUAUCUUAAAUGAAAAAAAAGAAAAUGAAAAUAUAUAUACCAAAGAAAAUAGUAGUAAAAAAUAUAUUAAGGAAAUUUUAAAGUUUAUAAAAAAAGAAAAAAAUAAUGAAAACUAUAAAAAUUCUAAAUUAUUGCAAGAUAUAUUGGAUAUAUGUGAGGAUGUCAACAACAAUAAUAAUAAUAAUAAUAAUAAAAUUAAUAUUAAAGAUGAAGAAUUAUUAAAUUCUAAGAAAGAAAAAAAUCUUCUAACAUACGAAAAUGAUAGCAACCUUAUAGAAGAUUAUAAAGAUAAUAAUGAUAAUAAUCAAACUAAUGUAUCUUUAAAAGAUCAAAAUGAUUUAUUAUUACAAGAAGAUUCUUAUAUUGAUGAUUUUUUAAUGAAUCAAUAUAAAAAUUAUAUGACUCUUUCAUCAAAAGAAAAAAGACAAGAUGGAUUGGAUGAACUUAAACAAAAAAAAAAAAAAAAAAAGGGAAAUAUUAAUAAAAAUGAUUAUAUAUAUAAUAAUAAAAAACAUAGUUAUUUUUAUAAUUUAAGUAAAAAAUUUGAUUCAGAUGAAGAAAUAAAUAGUGAUGAUCAAUAUUAUAAUCAAGAACAACAAAGACUUCGAAAUAAAAAAUAUAAGGAUAAAUCAAAAUAUCAACAUUAUAAUAAUGAUACAGAUAAUACAUUUGAUUUAAAACAUGAUAAUAAAAAUAAUACAUACCUAGAUCAUGCAAAAGAUAUACCAUUAUACGACCACUACAAUAAUAUAAUUAAUUGUUCAAAUAGUACAUACUCAUUUAAUAUGUUAAAUAAUAUAGAGCAUGAUCCAAUACUUAUAUCAUACAAAAAAAAAAUUAAAAAUAAUAAAAAAAAACAUAAAAAUAAUGAAAAUAGUGAAAAUAGUGAAAAUAGUGAAAAUAUUGAAAAUAGUGAAAAUAUUAAAAAUAUUGAAAAUACUGAUAAACGCUUAAAAAACAAAAUGAAAGGAAAGAAUGAAAAGAAAACCAAAUCAUCCCUUGUACAAUCGAACUUGUUCUUAGGUAUAAAUAAGGAUGAUGAUGCUCAAAAAAAGUAUGUACAUAAUUAUAAAAAAAAAAAAAAUAAAAUAAAUGGAAUUCUUUCACCAAAUGAGCAUUAUACAUUUAGUAAUUGUGAAAUAGAUAGUUAUAUUAAAGAAACUGAAAAAAGAACCAAUAUUAUUUUAAGUGAUGGAUAUUUAAAUGAUAAGAAAUCUUUGAUGCAAAUAAAUAAUGAUAAUAAGAAAAAUAGUAAGAAAUAUAAUAAGAAAAAUAAGAACAAAAAAUAUUCACUUAAUUGGAAUGAUAAUAUUAAUCAAAAGUUUUCUGUCUCCAAAUAUGGUCAAAAAGGUUUGCUAAAUGAACGUCAUUUAAAUGAAAAUGAUCUUAUAAAUAAGGAACAACAUAAUGUAAAUAUUAAUAAUACAAAAUUAAGCUUAAAUAAAAUAAAAAAUAUAAAUGAUUUCAGUAAAAAAACAACAAAUGAUUAUGUAAGUGAUUAUAAAAAUUUUGAACAAAAAUUCAAUUAUUUUGUAAGAGUAUCUAAAAAUUUAAAAGGAACCAUAUUAACAAAUAAUGAUGACAAAUUAAGUUAUGCUAUCAAUAUAAAUGAAAAAAAUUAUUUUACAAACUUAGAAAAAAUCAUAAAUAAGUGUAAUAAAAAAGAACAAAAUAUUUCACAUUUAAAUAACUAUUUAAAUACACAAAUGGGUUCCAAUUUCAUAACUCAGGAAGAAAUUAAUGAACAUAAGAAAUUUAUGCGAAUAUUUUAUACUAAAAAUAAUAAAGGUAUUAUAUUUCAAAAUAACCUUAUGAAAAUAUAUGCCAAAAUUUAUAUGAAUCAUUCAAGUACGACAACUAAACAAAAGACAUAUCAAUUAGAUAUAUCAAAUAUGACAAAAGAUAUUAGCAGUACAGAUAAUAAUAAUAAUAAUGAUGAUAAUAAAAAUAAUGAUAAUAAUAAUAAUAAUAAUAAUAAUAAUAAUAAUAAUAAUAAUGAUGAUAAUAACAAUAAUAAUGAUAAUAAUAACAAUAAUAAUGAUAAUAAUAACAAUAAUAAUGACAGUAAUAAAAUGAAUAUAAUUGAAAAUAACCCAUCAAAUGAUAAAAUAUAUAUGAAUAUUUACGUUAAAUCUAUAUUAUAUAAUAUUUUAUAUAUUAAAUGUGAUUUAUCAGAAAAUAAAAUGGACCAUAUAAAAGUAAUAAAAAGAAAUUUAAAAAAAAAUCAAAAUCAAGUUAUUGAAGAAAAUGAAUAUAUAAAUUUAAAAAAAAAUGAUAUUUGUUUAUUAUAUACAUUGUGUUUCAAAAAAGCAUAUCUAAACCAUAUGCUUCUAUUCCUUAAUAUGGAUUGUUUAAUUAAUGAUAAUACAAUAAUUAAAUUCAAGUUAUCUUUACCUUUUCCUCAUCUAUUUUUAUUUAAACCAAAUAGUUUAUAUUUAAAUAAUUUUAUUAAAAAUAUAUCAGGAACAACAAAAUAUUAUUGUAAAACAUAUUAUUACAAUUUAUUAAAAUUUACAACUUUUGAGGAAUUUAUUAAUUCUUUAAAAUUAUAUAAUUCAUUUAAUGUAUUCCAUUUUAAUUCAUAUAAUAUUUUAUAUACUACCUAUCCAAUUGAUAACAAAAAUAAAAUACUUCUCUUAAUUGUUUGUGAUUUUAUUAAAACGAAAAAUAAAAAUAAUAGCGAUCAAGUUAAAUUACAUUUUAUAUCCUUAUCAAAUACUAUAAUUAGUUUUGCUAUUAAUUUGUUUAAGCAAAUAUUAUAA